This is a messenger RNA of Thelazia callipaeda (thelaziosis nematode), 1410 nucleotides long. The record is from the annotation of a GenBank genome assembly. NCBI's taxonomy places the organism in Eukaryota, Metazoa, Nematoda, Chromadorea, Rhabditida, Thelaziidae.
AUGUGUACAUUCAAAGCUAGUCAUGACAUGCAUUUUAUUAUGAAUGUCAGUUUAAUUGCAAUGGCAAGACUGCAUCAUAAAUGUCGAUAUACUGGCAAACCGUAUCUGCGUAGUAAUGUGUAUCGUGUAGAAGUACCCGAUGACAAAAUCACAUGGCAGAUCUGUUGGCCUGAGUAUUCUCCGACUGAUUACACCAGUUUAGCAGCGAUCAACAAACCUUGGGCAGACUCUGGUGAUUGUCAAAAUCAUGGCAAGUUUAAGUGGAAUGACAUCGAUGGCCUAGUCGAUCGACAUUCUCAUUUGGGAAUAUAUGCUUUGGACGAAACCGGUCGACCACUAAAUCCUAUUGGACGAACAGGAUUGCGAGGACGUGGUGUUUUAGGUAGAUGGGGACCAAACCAUGCUGCUGAUCCUAUAGUAAGUCGAAUCUGUCACGGAGAAUUACAAUUUGUUGGAAUUGCUCGACGUGAUACUGGUGAAUGGGCGAUUCCAGGAGGAAUGGUGGAUACUGGCGAAAGUUUAAAAAAUGCUUUGAAAAGGGAAUUUAAAGAAGAAGCACUGGGUGGAAAAGACUAUCCUGAAUUGGACAAGCUUUGGUGUCAGGGUGUAGAGUUAUACCGUGGUUACGUAGAUGACCCGAGAAAUACUGAUAAUGCUUGGAUAGAAACUGUCGUUGUGAAUUACCAUGACUCAGAGGGAUACCUUAAUAAUAUUGUGUUAAAAGCAGGUGAUGAUGCAGCAAAUUUGCGCUGGAUUAAUGCUUCCAGUAGAGAAAAUCUGUACGCUUCUCAUGCAGAUUUCGUAGAACUGCUUGCGAAGCACCACAAUUUAAGACCUGGACCGCCAUCCAUAGAUGGCUUAUAUUCUCUCAAGAUUGAUAAUAUAUCAUAUCAAACAGCUCCUCAGGAUUUACGCCGUUUAUUUGAAAAAUAUGGUGAAAUAGGUGAUAUUCACAUUCCGCGUGAUCGUUACACCAAACAAAGUAAAGGAUUUGGUUUUGUUCGCUUCUAUAGUCGACGAGAUGCGGAAUAUGCAAUGGAUCGAAUGGAUGGGCGGUGGGUAGAUGGUCGUGAAAUACGUGUUGCCAUGGCACGUUAUGAACGUCCGAUAGAUGAACGUAGUCGAAAUGGCGGUAGUUACAGACGACGUUCGCGAUCCCGUUCACCACGUCGUCGGCGUUCUUCGUCGCGAAGUCGUAGUGGCUCUCGUUACCAUGACCGACGAUCGGUUUCUCGUGGGCGUAGCGGUACGAGAGACAGAUCACCGGUAUCUCGUCGAUCAGCAAAUUCAGACAGCUCACCUCCUAGACAUAUAUCUCGAACUCCUCCACCUCGUGAUUCUCGCAGUCCGACAAGUCGUGAUAGAGGAACAACUAAUAUUGCGACAAACGGGAAGAACACUAGCUAUUGA